Messenger RNA from Petromyzon marinus (sea lamprey), 1898 nucleotides. The record is from RefSeq and is a predicted model, not a curated record. Lineage: Eukaryota; Metazoa; Chordata; Hyperoartia; Petromyzontiformes; Petromyzontidae.
UUAAUCUCGACUCCAUAACAACAACAAAAACCCCACAAAGUUUCGUUUCGUCGCAUGCUUUACGAUACCAACCCCCCCCCACCCACCACCCAUUUAGCGACGCGUCAGGUUAAACUAAAUACAUUUGUGUGUGUGUUGUUUUUUUAAAGAGUACACGAUUGCUGUUGCUAAAGUUCUCGUUGGUUUUUUUUUGCCACGAGCGUCGUUGGCUCCCACGUUGUAAAGAUUUCGUAAGCGUUUAAUAAAUUAAGCCUCGCUUCGUCGUCGUCUUCGCCGCUGCCGCUGCUGCUGUUGUAGAGGGCCCAGCGGAGCGGCUGCCCUGGACACCACCGCGAGGGCAUGGCGAGCAGCCAGGACCCCCCACAGACGCUCACCCUGUACGAGCGGGGAGAGGGGGGGCUCACGUACCGCAUCCCCGCCCUCCUGUACCUGCCCCAAGACCGCGCCGCGCUGGCCUUCGCCGAGAGACGCUCCUCCCCCUUGGACGAGCACGCCGAGCACCUGGUGGUGCGCAGGGUCAAGCUGGCGGAGGAUGAAGCCGGAGUCCUCAAGUCACACCUUUACUUUGAUUCAGGUUUCAAUUGCACCUGUUGUAAAACACAAAAAUCGAUUACACUUUUAUUCACUAUUCUGAUGAUGCAGAUCGAAAAUGCAGGAAAGAUACAAGAGCUGACUUUGGCAACGAUGCCUGGGCAUCGCACCAUGAACCCAUGCCCAGUGCUCGUGGAGGAAAAGCUUUUCCUCUUCUUCAUAACCGUACCGACCGGCCUGUCGGAGGGAGAACAGCUGACGUCCGGAGAGAACGCGGCGAGGCUGGCCUACGUCUGCAGCACCGACCGCGGCGUCACCUGGGGCGCCGCGGUCGAUCCGACCGACGCGGUUCUGGGGCCGCGCGUGGGCCGCUGGGCCACGUUCGCACUGGGCCCCGGCCACGGCCUCCACCUGCCGGCCAGCUCGGGCAGCCGCACCAAGCUCGGGCGGAUCUUAAUCCCCGCCUACGCCUACUUCAAAAGGGAUGUCCACAAGAAUGACUCGCAGCCGCGCUCGUUCUCCAUCUAUAGCGAUGACGCGGGGGUCACGUGGAAGGCCGGUGAUCCGGUGGGGGGGGCCCUCCACACGUGCGAAUGUCAGGUGGCGAAGGUUUCCGACGAGGCCGGACAACCCGUCGUGAUCUGCAACAGCCGCACGCUGGGCCACGAGUUCCGUGCUCAGGCCGUCAGCGACGACCUGGGGAGGUCCUUCAGAGAGGGCACGGUUGUGCCCAGGCUGGUCGAAGAUUGCAACGGCUGCCACGGAAGCAUCAUCGGCUUCUUGCCCGAGCUGCAGGGCGACACGACGCCCAAGCACUGGCUCCUCUAUUCCCACCCGUCCAAACCCAAGAAGCGUCUGGAUCUGGGCGUCUACCUCAACAGGUCGCCCUUGUCCCCCGAAAAUUGGAGCGAUCCUUGGGUGAUUUUCAGAGGCCCCAGCGGGUACUCGGACCUGGCCGUUCUCGGCAAGACGGAGGGGGGAGGCCUGUGGUUCGGGUGCCUUUACGAGUGCGGUGAGAAAUAUUCCUGGGAUAAAAUCAACCUCGCCAUGUUCCCGCUAUCCCACGUUGAAAGACAUACUUAAGUCGUAAAAGAUGUGAGUGGUAGUGGAGAGGGGUGGCUGGUUGGCUCAGGAGUCAUCCCUGUGAACUAGCAACGUUGAGACCGUGUUCCAUUCGUGACAGCGCGACCUAUGCUGUAUCCGCGUUCUCAAUCGGAGAGAGAGAUGCUAGUAUCAAACCCAGUUACAAAUGACCGCACUGUUUAAAAUUUGGCUGAUCACCGUUGUGAAUGUGGUUUAGUGAAGCUUUCGAAGUGACAAAUGAACAAUAUUGGCAGGAAAUGACAGAUUGUGCCCCUCGCGUGAAA